AUGUUUUUGUGGUCUUUUGUUCUGAGUGUUCCGAGUACCUUUGAACAUAUGAAAAGGUUGUGGAGUCACAGCCUAGUACACUGUCGAACGGAAAGCUUGCAGCUCGCUUUGCCUGCGAACCAUUCUGAGCUGGUUCCCUUUCUCACUGUUUUGGAUCAUGAACACCAUUCACACCCUCUAAACAACUCUGCUUGUGGAGUCUCCACUUCCUGGGAACAAGAUAACUUGAUGGUGAUCACUGUUCCUUAUACCGACUGUUUCUUCAUCAAAAAGAAUGAAAAUUUUGUGAUGACUCUCAGGAUUGAAGGGAAAGAUGCUGCUGGCACAGUCCUACUAUAUGAGGAGGAGCUGAAAUGCCCAACUAGCUUGCCAGAUGCUCCAAGCGGCAGUGUAUGUGCAGGUGUUCAGAAACAAGACCGGCUGCCUUGUGCCACUCAACCUGUGACCCGAGGAGAGUGUGAGGAAAAAGGCUGCUGUUACUCCCCUGAUGAUCCUCAAGUUCCUUGUUACUAUGGCAAUACAGUGACAGCACAAUGCACGCCUGAUGGCCACUUCUCAAUUGCAGUGUCUAGAGAUGUGACUCUGCCAUCACUAAUUCUGGACUCUGUGCAUCUUGUUGGACAUGGUAGUGGCUGUUUACCUGUGGCAAAAAACGAUGUCUUCGUCCUCUACAAAUUCCCACUCUCUGCCUGUGGAACUACUUUCCAGGGAGCUGAAGACCAGGGUAUAUAUGCAAAUGAACUGCUGGCACACCAAGAUGUUAAAAACUGGAAUGGUGGAUCCAUCACACGUGACAGCAUCUUCAGGUUGUAUAUCAGCUGUAGUUAUUCAACAGGGAACUACCUCCCACUCACAGUAAAUGUUUUUACACUGCCUCCUCCACCACCGGUCACUCAGUAUGGUCCACUCAAUCUUGAGCUAAGAAUUGCCAAUGACCAACACUACAGUGAAUACUACACCAACAGGGAUUACCCAGUAGUCAAGCUUCUGAGGGAUCCUGUCUUCUUGGAGGUACGAAUCCUGCACCGAACUGACCCAAACCUGGUGUUGGUUCUUCAUGAGUGCUGGGCCACACCAAGCACUAAUCCUCUGCAGCAGCCCCAGUGGCCCAUCUUGGUAAACAGGUGCCCAUAUGGAGGGGACAACUACCAGACCCAGUCCGUCCUUGUGGGAGAAGCUUCCAGGCUGCAGUUCCCAUCUCACUACCAGCGGUUUGUUGUCAGCACUUUCACCUUUGUGGACUCUACUUCCCAGCAGGCCCUAGCUGGACCAGUGUACUUCCACUGUAGUGCUUCUGCGUGUGUCCCAUCAAUGGUGGAAUCUUGCAUGGCUCACUGUCCUGGGAUUAGAGCCAGGAGAACAGCAGAGAACCAGGAUUUUCAAGAUACUCUAAGAAGUCUAGUUACAGCAGAAGGACCUGUGGACUUCAAGGAAGCUAAUCAGAAAGGUUCCCACUGGACCAAAACAAUCUUCUCGGAAGAAUGGGAGCGAGCACUUGUAGUUGCAGUGGGAAUGGUCUUUGUUGCAUUGAUUUUUGUAGGAUUAAGAAAAUAUUGGAGAAGACCUAAAUGUGGACAGACUAGCAUACUUUAA
Euleptes europaea (tarantolino) is the source of this 1593-nucleotide messenger RNA. RefSeq names its product zona pellucida sperm-binding protein 4-like. Gene Ontology annotation, molecular function: structural constituent of egg coat; acrosin binding. Bases 1 to 1593 code for a protein of 530 amino acids. Lineage: Eukaryota; Metazoa; Chordata; Lepidosauria; Squamata; Sphaerodactylidae. Gene Ontology annotation, biological process: binding of sperm to zona pellucida; prevention of polyspermy. Gene Ontology annotation, cellular component: egg coat. The transcript has 12 exons. The record is from RefSeq and is a predicted model, not a curated record.